Messenger RNA from Zingiber officinale, 3250 nucleotides. Its product is annotated as CCR4-NOT transcription complex subunit 10-like. Gene Ontology annotation, biological process: mRNA catabolic process; negative regulation of translation. NCBI's taxonomy places the organism in Eukaryota, Viridiplantae, Streptophyta, Magnoliopsida, Zingiberales, Zingiberaceae. The transcript has 6 exons. The coding region runs from base 382 to 2928 and encodes 848 amino acids. The record is from RefSeq and is a predicted model, not a curated record. Gene Ontology annotation, molecular function: protein binding. Gene Ontology annotation, cellular component: CCR4-NOT complex.
UCUCCAUCCUCACCAUCUCCGCAUCUCCCUCACUUUCUGUUGUAUAUACUCGCUCGCCGACUUCUCGGCCCUUGCUCUUCCGCCCCGUCGCAAUCUCCCUCUCCGACGGCGGUGACGCCGGCGAUCUCCAAGCUCCACUCGCUCACUACCUCUCAAAUAUUCUCCUGCGAGUUCAUAUCGUCGCCACUCCGUACCCUAACCCUAGCCCUCUUCUGCUCUUCAAAACCCUACAAUUGCCACCGAAAACCUUGCUCAUCCGCUCCCCUAGGUCACACCUGGGUCCCCUCUAUCCCCCGAUCCCUACUUCCCCUAUUGCUGCUUUGCUGAUAUUAUACGCGCAACUCGCUGCUGGGGAUCUGAUCGAACGUGUCGAUCUGUAGAAUGGAAGCUAAGGAUUCGCCAGCCUCUCCCUCGGCCGCGGCAGCUCUAGCCGGGACCACGGAUGGGCCUGCCAACGACGAAGGGAAUCUCUCCGAUGCCAAAGGGCUUGCCAAGGAAGCUGCUUUCUUGUUCCAGAACCGGCGGUUCCAGGAGUGCGUUGAAGUAUUGAGCCAGAUUUUUGAUAAAAAGAGGGGCGAUGCGAAGGUUCUUCAUAACAUUGCUGUUGCAGAAUACUUUCGAGAUGGUUGCACUGAUCCUAGGAAUCUCCUUGAUGCAUUAAACAAGGUUAAAGAGCAAAGUGAAGAGCUUGCGCAUACUUGUGUGAACCAGACCGACUCUGAGAAUAGCUGCCUAGGCUAUAUGGUUUCAGGGUCUAAAGCUAAUAGUGCUUCAAUUCAUCAAAGUGCUGCUAUAAAUAGCAGUAGAGUUGUCUAUGCCCAAGAGUUUGAUGUUUCAGUAACAAUGCUGAAUAUUGCAAUCAUUCUCUACCAUAUCCAUGAGUAUGCACAGUCAUUAUCUGUUCUCAAAAAGCUGUUCCAGAAUAUCGAGCCAAUUGAAGAGCAAAUAGCUCUCCGUGUAUGCCUUCUUCUACUGGAUGUUGCAUUAGCUUGUGAAGAUAUUUUACAAGUCUCAGAUGUCAUUCAGUAUCUGGAAAAAUCUUUGGGUAUUGCUCGUGCUAUUGGACAACUAGAUAGUGGUAGCAGCACUCAACAACAGUCUAACCAAGUACUGAAAUUUUCAAUUACGAGCAAUGUCACUGCUCCAGAUGCCUCUACGGAUUCAACUAAUGGAAAUGCUUCCGAAAAUGCUUUGGGAAGAACUUUACCUGAUGAGAGUUUGGAAUAUGAGACUUUAUAUUCGACACUGGAUACUGGUAGCGAAAACAUGGAGAGGCCCAUUUCAAAUGACAAUUUGAUGUUGUCACCUGAUCAAGAAGCUUCUGCUAUCGACCUUAAGCUAAAUUUGCAUCUUUACAAGGUUCAAUUGCUGCUUCUUGCAAGAAACCCGAAGGCUGCAAAGCGUGAAAUCAAGCUUGCUAUGAACAUAGCACGGUUUAGAGAUUCAUCGACAACACUUCUUUUGAAAUCUCAAUUGGAGUAUGCUCGUGGCAACCAUCGGAAAGCUAUAAAACUUUUGACAACAACAUCCAAUAACAGGUCUGAUCAAGGAAUGCUUUGUAUGUUCAACAACAAUAUGGGAUGCAUUUAUCAACAACUCGGCAAAUAUCACAUUUCAAGUUUGUUUUUCUCCAAGGCUUUGAAAUGUAAUGCCGCUAUUCAAUCUGAGAAGUCUCUGAAACUUUCCACCUUCUCUCAAGAAAAGUCACUAUUCAUAUUGUAUAAUUGUGGUUUGCAAUACCUACUUUGUGGUAGACCAUUGGUUGCAGCUCAAUGUUUUGACAAGUCCAAACCAAUAUUUUACACCAGACCCAUUCUAUGGCUUCGGUUUGCGGAAUGUUGCUUGUCAGUGCUGGAGAAAGGUCUUCUAGGAAAGUGUGGUUCUUCAUCAUCAGAGGGUGAAGUGGUUAAGGUUCAUGUAGCUGGAUCAGGCAAGUGGAGGCACUUGGUGAUCGAUGAUCUGAGCUCCACAAAUAGAUACCGUAAGUGCUCGGGAGAGGAUGGUGUAGUCAUUCCAGAUGGAAAACUUAGACUUACACUCCCUUUUGCGCGCCGGUGUUUACUCAAUGCUCUUUAUUUGUUGGAUUGUACUGAAAAGUCACAGCCAACUGCAACUCUAUCAAGUCAAGAAGAGUCCAAUCAGCCAACCUCUGCCAGUGCCAAGUAUAUGAGCCAGAAGAAUGCGGUGACAAGUGAUUCUAAGGCAUCUAAUGUAGCAUCUGCCUCCAUACCCACGACUAAUGGUGAACUUAGAGAAACUAAGGGGGGUACGCUCUCAAAUAUGACAUUACAAAGCUCUAUUUCGUUGCCUGAGGAAAUGUGUAGGAAGGAAAGAAACAUGAUAAGGCAGGCUGUCCUGGCCAACUUAGCAUAUGUGGAGCUGAGUUUAGGAAAUCCAGUGCGAGCAUUAUCUGCUGCAAAAGAAAUUCUGCAACUGCCAGAUUGCUCCAAAAUGUACAUAUUUCUAGGCCAUGUAUAUGCUGCAGAAGCACUUUGCUGUCUGAAUCGAGUCAGAGAAGCAGUUGAGCAUUUGUCCAUUUAUGUUUCAGAAAAGAAUGAAGUUCAGUUGCCUUACAGUGAAGAAGACACGGAGAAGUGGAGAAUAGAUAAGAGCGGGGAUGCAUAUGAGUAUGCUGGUACUCAUAAUGGGAAAAGUGCUGAAGUCCAAGGCAUGAUCUUUCUGAAGCCUGAAGCAGCUCGUGGAGCGCUCUAUGUAAAUCUAGCUGCAUUGGCUGCAAUACAGGGAAAUGCUGAGCAAGCCGAUAUGUUUGUGAACAAAGCCCUGAGUGCACUGCCCGAUAAUCAUAGAGCUGUGCUCGGUGCCAUCUAUGUUGACCUCCUACUGAGGAGAACACACAAUGCUGUAGUUAAGUUGAGACAGUGUAGGCAUGUCAGAUUCUUUCCUGCUCAUCUAACGAGCAGCUCAUGAUUGUACCAAUCCUUAGCUUGAUUAUGUUACCCUAAUCCUAAUGGAACGUUUGCUAGAUGAGAAUUUUGGGUUAUAUGAUACAACCAUACAAACAUUACUUUGUAGAAUAAGCUUUGCUGUUUAGGAUUUGGUAGCCCACCACAGUCUUCUGUUCCUAAUCACAUUCAUUUUUUGUUUGUUUUCUGAUGUGAAAGGUUAUUCCGUUGCUAGUACUGAUAUUGUAGUUCCUCUCAGACUAUUGUAUGAGGCCCGGUGUGAACUUGUGGGCAAAAAAUUAGUUUUGUAUUAUGUCAUGAAUAAUCUAUCUAGCAUUAUUUUUUUA